AGUAAUUAUGUCUACCAAAAGAUAUGUUCAAGAAUAUUCAUGGCAGUGUUAUUCAUAAAAGCUAAAAAUUGAAAGUAACUCAAAUUUCCAGCAACAGAAUACUACACAGAAAUAAAAAAGAACAAACUUGUGUCAUGGCUGCCUCGAGAAGCUCAUAAGAGUUUCCACCUGUGGUGGUAAGGGUCAGAAGCCUACACUCGCACAUUUAGCGAGGUCAAGUUCCAUCUUCAUUGUGGAGUCGACACCUUCUCCGAUUCCUCGGCGAUGGCAUCCGGGAGUGGUAUGACGCAGAAAACCUGGGAAUUGGCCAAUAACAUGCAGGAAGCUCAGAGUAUCGAUGAAAUGUACAAAUAUGACAAGAAACAGCAGCAAGAAAUCCUCGCAGCGAAGCCCUGGACUAAGGAUCACCAUUACUUUAAGUACUGCAAAAUCUCAGCAUUGGCUCUACUGAAAAUGGUGAUGCAUGCCAGAUCAGGAGGCAACUUGGAAGUGAUAGGUUUGAUGCCAGGAAAGGUGGAUGGUGAAACCAUGAUCAUUAUGGAUAGUUUUGCUUUACCUGUAGAGGGCACUGAAACCCGAGUAAACACUAAGGCUGCUGCAUAUGAGUACAUGGCUGCAUACAUAGAAAAUGCCAAACAGGUUGGCCGCCUUGAAAAUGCAAUUGGCUGGUAUCACAGCCACCCUGGGAUUGAUGUUAGUACUCAGAUGCCCAAUCAGCAGUUCCAGGAACCCUUUGUAGCAGUGGUGAUUGAUCCAACAAGAACAAUAUCUGCAGGGAAAGUGAAUCUUGGCGCCUUUAGGACAUACCCAAGAGGCUACAAACCUCCUGAUGAAGGACCUUCUGAAUACCAAACUAUCCCACUUAAUAAAAUAGAAGACUUUGGUGUACACUGCAAACAAUAUCAUGCCUUAGAAGUCUCAUAUUUCAAAUCCUCAUUGGAUCGCAUAUUGCUUGAACUUUUGUGGAAUAAAUACUGGGUGAAUACACUGAGUUCCUCUAGCUUGCUUAUUAAUGCAGACUAUACCACUGGGCAGGUCUUUGAUUUGUCUGAAAAGUUAGAGCAAUCAGAGGCCCAGCUGGGAAGAGGGAGUAUCAUGUUGAGCUUAGAAACACACAACCGGAAGUCAGAAGACAAACUUGCCAAAGCUACAAGAGACAGCUGUAAAACUACCAUAGAAGCUAUCCAUGGAUUGAUGUCUCAGGUUAUUAAGGAUAAACUGUUUAAUCAAAUUAAUAUCUCUUAAACAGUCAUUGAAUAGUACUUUUGCCUGAAAGCCAGUAUG
Messenger RNA from Nycticebus coucang (slow loris), 1284 nucleotides. RefSeq names its product COP9 signalosome complex subunit 5-like. NCBI's taxonomy places the organism in Eukaryota, Metazoa, Chordata, Mammalia, Primates, Lorisidae. The record is from RefSeq and is a predicted model, not a curated record. Gene Ontology annotation, molecular function: metallopeptidase activity; protein binding; deNEDDylase activity. Gene Ontology annotation, biological process: protein deneddylation. The coding region runs from base 265 to 1245 and encodes 326 amino acids. The transcript has a single exon. Gene Ontology annotation, cellular component: cytoplasm; COP9 signalosome.